AUGCAUCUCAACAGCCUCCUCCUCCCAUUAACCCUCACCAGCAUCACCACAGGACGCACACUCAAACAACGCGCAGUAUUCAUAGAAUGUGACAACUCCGAAAGCCAAAUGGCCCAAGCAGCAGUAACCAGUGCCGGUGAAAUGGCCGCCAAAGUCGCCGCCAGCAUCCGCGCCAACAACGUGACAUCGCUAUUCCAAACAUUCUUCAAAACCACCGACUCAAUAUCUACAAACCAUGUCGCCGAAAUACUUGAAGAAAUUGCCCAAGAGGCAUCCCAACAAGGAAGCGGUCUCGUUACCUACUCCUGUCAACCUGAUAGCAUCACUUGUCGAUCUGGUUCGUUUACGCAGACGGGAUAUGCCAGUACGGACAGGUAUCGGGGUCAAGUGAGUACUUGUCCUGCGUAUUUCCAGCUGCCGCAAGUGUCGGAUGAUUGCUCUGUUCUGGAUCAGCGGACGUCGAGUUUACAUGAGUUAUGUCAUACGAAGGGGGUGCUCGGAUAUGAGGUGUAUGGGUAUUCGAAUGUGCUUGGUUUGUAUUCGCAGACGGCGUUGAAGAAUGCGGAGAGUUAUGCGUUUUUCUCGAAGUCCCAGGUCAUCUGCGUCAAGCUGGGGAAACCUAGCUGGUACUGGUAG
This is a messenger RNA of Aspergillus caelatus, 636 nucleotides long. RefSeq lists its product as uncharacterized. Gene Ontology annotation, biological process: proteolysis. The record is from RefSeq and is a predicted model, not a curated record. Lineage: Eukaryota; Fungi; Ascomycota; Eurotiomycetes; Eurotiales; Aspergillaceae. The transcript is spliced from 2 exons. The coding region runs from base 1 to 636 and encodes 211 amino acids. Gene Ontology annotation, molecular function: metalloendopeptidase activity.